AAUAAACUCAAGAAAAAUUUACGCAUAGGAAGUUCCUACCACGUUGGCACUUCUUUUCAACCGGAUCCAUUUUAUCCUCCAGUGAAUUCAUCUUCCCUUACUUCGGAGAGCCAUGCAAAGCAAUAUCCUCUUACUGCGACGGAAAGCGCUGCCUUUGUUCGUAAUCCUUUAUCUCUGAUACGUGGCCGAGAACAGGGUCAUAUUGGAGCGAGCCCCAAAGGUCAGUACUUGUGUGCUCAUUAUUCUGGUUGGCGAACUACCGGACCUAAGAGGCCGGAUGGACUAUUGGUUUUUGGUGGGCGAAAAUACGGCACCUGCAAUUGGCCUGCACCACUUACAUUUCAAGAGAGGAUCCUCGGGAGUCUUUGGGCCGUGACGAGACUUCAGCAUGAGAACCUUUUUAAAGUAAGUUAG
Messenger RNA from Protopolystoma xenopodis, 414 nucleotides. The record is from the annotation of a GenBank genome assembly. Lineage: Eukaryota; Metazoa; Platyhelminthes; Monogenea; Polystomatidea; Polystomatidae.